Molecule: messenger RNA, 436 nt
Organism: Chelonoidis abingdonii (Abingdon island giant tortoise)
Lineage: Eukaryota; Metazoa; Chordata; Testudines; Testudinidae
Product: nuclear transport factor 2-like
Biological process (GO): nucleocytoplasmic transport
Source: RefSeq, a predicted model, not a curated record
CAAAGAGCAAGAAUGGCAGAGAGACCCAUGUGGGAGCAAGUUGGAACAAGUUUUGUGCAUCUCUAUUACCAGCAUUUUGAUUCCAGUAGAGUAGAGCUAAGUGCUCUCUAUACAGAUGCUUCUUGCUUGUCCUGGGAAGGACAGCAGUUCCAAGGAAAAACAGCCAUCAUGGAAAAGUUGAUGAGCCUUCCAUUCCAAAAAAUCCAACACAGCAUAACAUCUCAAGAUCACCAACCAGCACCUGAUAACUGUAUACUUAGUAUGGUGGUUGGUCAGCUGAAGGUAGAUAAUGACCCAGUGAUGGGGUUCCACCAGCUGUUUGUUCUCAAGAAUAUUAGUGACAAUUGGGUUUGCACCAAUGACAUAUUUAGACUGGCCCUGUACAACUUUGCUUGAAUUUUCUGUUCUCAAAUGUCUGUUUCUAUUGCCACUUUCA